Molecule: messenger RNA, 1758 nt
Organism: Suillus fuscotomentosus
Lineage: Eukaryota; Fungi; Basidiomycota; Agaricomycetes; Boletales; Suillaceae
Exons: 4
Coding region: 1-1758 (585 amino acids)
Source: RefSeq, a predicted model, not a curated record
AUGCAUAGUAGCUCUGCGAUGAGCGCUCGGCGCUGGCCGUACGCCAUGCGGCCACAGCACGCACAGCAAUUGCUUCACAGCCUGGUCUUUGCUCAGAUCGUUACCGUCAGACAAACUAACGACGCCAAUUGUUUCACGACUUAUCGAUUAUCCUUCCCCUCUUCCCUCAAAGUUUCAAGUUGCAGCUUAGGCUUUUUCGAUCAACGUUUUCUCCGUGGGGAUCUUCGAUCAAUCGAAGGAACCUGGGAGAAGCUUUCCCAGGUUGCUGUCAAGGGCGCUGAAUACGACUCCCGUGAACGUCAACCCCAUCCAAAAUGUCUGAAAGGAACCCGGGUGGACCUCCUCGACUUCAUCUAUGGGUUAUUAGACAAGAAAGAGAAAAAUCGUAUCAUCUGGCUGCACGGCACGGCAGGCGUCGGAAAGUCUGCUGUUGCGUUCACUGUAGCUGAAAAGAUGAAAGCUCUGAAAAUGACAAAGGAGACGAAAGUAGAAAAACGACUCGGGGGGACAUUCUUUUUCUCGCGCAAGCACACGAAACGCCGCACUACUGGAUAUUUCUUUGCGACGCUUGCCUACCAGCUUGCUACCAACUUUCCCAGCAUCCGGGGGGACGUGAACAAAGCUAUCAUUGAGAAUCCCGCCCUUCUAGAUCCUGACAAGUCUCUCCGGGAUCAGAUGGAGUCGUUGUUUCUCCGACCUCUCCGGAAGCUUUUUCUCAGACUUCGCGAAUGUCCGCCUUUGGUGUUUGUUAUCGAUGCCCUUGACGAAUGCACAUCCGAAUCACUCGAAUCUGAAUCACUCGAUGAACCCACCUCCGAAAGCGAGCUCGCCGAUCUUAUCUUCAUGCUUGGCGAAGCUCUUUGUGAACCUGAUCUCCCCAUCGUCCAUAUUUUGCUCACAAGUCGCUCGGAAGAGCAUAUCCGCAAAGCUAUGCAGACUGAAGAGAUGAAACCGCUGGUAUGCGAGAUACCAGUGAAGACUUCUGGAAAGGGCGUUGCUGCCACCAUCUCAUUAGACGGCGCAGAUGUUGACAAUGACAUAUACGUUUUCUUGCAGUACUCGUUCAGAGAGCUGGAGAGUCGCCAUCCAGAUUUCCCACAACCAUCGGGCGAUCAACUUGCACGGCUAGCGAGCCGAGCGGGGAGACGUUUCAUUGUUGCAUCUACGAUGAUGAAGUUCAUUGACGAUCGAAAUCAUGAUCCCCGUGAUCAACUUCAACUCAUGCUCGAGCUAACAAGCGAGAUGCUACCAGGGACGGAAGUGUACAAGCUCUACGACCGCAUCCUCUCCACGUGUGCCGACCCGACGCUAGCAUAUCUGCACUUAUCCGUCAUUGCUGCCCUCGCAGACCCACUUCCGAUGUCGCAGAUCUCAAAACUUCUCGGCCCUGGCCAGGGCAGGGACGUCGAGACAGUACUUACGCAGCUACGAUCUAUCAUAGAUGUUCCCACCGACAGCAGUUUGCCUGUGAAUAUCUAUCAUUCGUCCGUUCGUGACUAUGUCUCCCAUCGCUCAAACUGCAGCCUCCGUCAAGUUCAAUACACGCCAUCACCGCACUCCCUACUCGCAAUUUCCUCUUUCCGCUUGAUGAUGCGAGACCUUCCAGAUCGCACGGCCCUCCUAGAUGCACUUUCAGAAUUGAAGAAGCACAGUCAAGCCACGCAACCCCAGGACCCCCAGAACUUGAAAAACUCAUUAUCCUCCAUCGUCUGCUAUGGCUUCGUGGACAUCGUGGCUCAGAGCUGCAAUUCUGGCUAG